AGAGCGGCACAUCCAGUUCAGCCUCAGUGUGUGUUUGACUUCAGUGUGGAGACACACAGACACACACCUGGAGUUGCAGAGCGCAAAACGGCAACAGCACAAGACAACAAAGGAAAGAGAGCGAGACAGCCGGAGUGGUAGAGAUUACCUCUUAGACACCUGAGACAGCUGCAGGCUUGGAAACAAAGAAAGGGGAGAGAAUAGAGAGACAGCAUGUCUUCUCUCUCUGAUCAGCAGCCUGGCUCUCCUUUCUCAGAGUACAGUGAGCUGUGCAAGGUGCCGUCCCUGUCGCCCAGCGUGCCAGCUCAGAGCUGGGAUUGGCAGCACCCCACAGCCAAGGACACGGGUACCCCGAGGGGCUUGGUGGUAGGCGACAGACCUAUGGCUUCAGACGGACUCACAGAUGAAGACAAGCUUUGCUUCUUUGAGCGUCCAGACAGAGGUGGCAUGGACGCAGAGCUGAAGGUGCCGGUCAGAGUUGGGGGCAUGUCGGGAAGCACUUCGAUGGGCAAUGCUUCCCUGGGCAGUGCAGGGGACAGCCCGGACAGCCCUCUUUCCUCCUCGCCAUCCCCCUCCCCAGCCUCCCCAGGAAGACUGCCCUCUGCCAUGGGAUCUGGUGGCAGGGUCCCUCUACCACCAGUUCCUGGAUCUCCAGCCAGGUGUAUGGAGCUGCCAUCGCCUACUAGUGCAGUGCCUCCCCACUCAGUAGGAGCCUCAUUGACAGAGGCUUCUCCAGUAGAUGGAGACUCUCCGUCCGAUCACUGGAACAGCUCAUGUUUUGCCGAAUCAAGCACAAAAGUUGCCAUGCCCCAGGUGGCCCCCAACUACUGCGUCAUAGGAGUAGUCAGAGACAACCACUUGGAGAGGGCGGAUGAGAAUGUGGCUGGAGCCGGUGUAGCCUCGGGAGCUCAACAGUUGUCAAAGGGCUCCUCAGUGGACAACAGUGAGGAGGAGAUGGAAGAAGAGGAGGAGUUGGCGCCCUGUUUUAUUGGGCGAGCUGAGCAGCAGAGGAAGGCCAUGAGGCGAGCAAUGUCUGAAUGUUCCCACCUGUCGGUACCCACCAGUCUACAGCUCCCUGAUAAAUACCCCUGUGGCGACGAGGCAGGGCUGGACCAGGUGGCGUCACCUUUAAGCUGUCUUCGUCGCUCACCGCACUCCAUGAAACGCUCGCUAACUGUUGCCGAAGAUCAGCCCCCUCCCCCCACGCUCUCAGCAGCUGGUGCCACACAUAUCGACCUACGGCAAUCCCCACCCGAACCCCGCCUCUGCCUCUCCCCAUUUCCUCCUUUGAGGGAUGGCAGCGCUGGCUUCCCACUCUCUCCAUUAGAGGCCCCAGUGGAGGGUUUUGGGAUGGAGAAAGAGGCAGGGGGCAUUGUGCUUCCAGUGCCCCUCAGUCCCAAGGGGUUCAGCAGCUUGAACGCUGGAUCUGCUGAAGCUCUAAGCUCACACAGUGAUGAGAAAGCUGCUAAUUCUAACAAGACUGUAGAGUUUGAUGGGAAUAAAGAGGAUGCUGAACUGAACACUGGUGCAGAUUUAACCUUUAGAGUUGGAAACAUAUCAACAAAGGCACAGGACAUUGAUGACGAUGAUGACCUUGACACUGGUGUCUAUAGCAGCCUCUGCCUGAACUCCAGCACUAACCCCUUCAUGACAGUGGAUGUAAAAUCAGAAAUGACAGAGAAGAAGGAGGAGAAGAAGGAGGAGAGUGUGAAGAAGGUGGACCUGUUUGACCCUGUGGAUAAAGUCGAGCAGAAGAGUGUAAAGGUUGAGUUCACGAGCAGUGAGAGUCCGGUUAAGGUGGAGGAAGAGGGAGAAAAAGACAAAAUGAAGGAGGCAGAGAAACGGGAAGAGAAGGUGGAUAGAAAUCAAAAGGAGGCAGAAAAUCUGAUAGAAAAGGUGGAUGAAAAACAAAGGGAGCCUGAAAAAGAGAUGGAAACAGAGAAAGUGCCGUCUGUGCAACAAAAGCCCGAGAAAGAGGAUGACGUGAAAGCAGAAGAAUUGUCAGACAAGUCAGAGAUAAAUAAAGCAGAGAAGACAGAGAAAGAAGAAAAAGUGGAGGCUACAGAAAAGCUGGAGUCUGACGUCGAGAAAGCACAGAAUGUGGACAAAAUUGCACAAAAUGACAAGUCCAAAGUGUCCAAAGUGGAGGACAAAGCAGAGAACAAGACCACAGAGAAGCCCGAGAUCACAGAAAUGAAGGACGGCAAAGAGCAGCACAUCAACAAAGUGGAAAAGACCCCAGAGCAACAGCCGACAUCCGUCAAGCUCGAGACCAGCUGUGACCAGACAGAGAAGAAGGCCGACACGGAGACAAAGGCGACAGCGGAGCUGGAAGACGCCAAGACAGAAAAGGCUGACGCAGGCGAGGCCAAGAAGACGGAGAAAGUGGAUGAGGCGAUGAAGCCGUCUGAGAAGCCGGUGGAAAAAACAACACAGAAGGAAGAGAAGCCGGACAAAACGCAGGAAGACAAAAAGACGGUUGAGAAGAAAGACGAGAAGAAGGACAAGGCUGCAAAGGCAGACGGAGACAAGGCGAAGAAACCUACCAAACCCUCAGCCAAUGGAAGCAUUUCAACACCAAGCAAAGAGCUGGCAGACAGGAAGACCAAGCCUGCUGCUGGGGCAACCAAACCAAGCGCAGCUGCCAAAAUGCGCCCGAGCACUGCAGGUGCUGCUGGUCCUGCUCCAGGCCUGACCAAGCGUCCCGUAUCCUCUGUCGCCACCUCCACCCCCCACACUACAGACAAAAAAACAACCACAGCUAAAGCACCUUCCACAACAGCUGCAGGGUCUAAGCGACCCUCCACCACUUCUGCCAGCCGCCUCACAUCAUCCUCCACCAGCACGACACGUGAGCUUAAACCCAAGACAACAACAGAGAAGCGCCCCCUAGUGACAAAGUCCAGCACUGCUGCCUCAAAUCAAACCGGUUCAGCCAGCAGAAACACGUCUGCUGCCACAGCAGCCAGUAAAACCACUGCACCAGUGCGCACGGCAGGAUCUACUCGCACCACUACCACUGCUGCAGCCAGAAAGCCUCUGGCCUCUAAGACAGACAGCAAACCAGGAGAGGAGAAGAAACCCAGCGCCCCGAGGACUUCGACAGCUGACUCAAGCAAGCCUAAGACCACCACCACCCGCAGCACUGCCUCCACCACCACCACCACUGCCUCCCGCACACGAACCACAGCAGCCAAACCAGCAACGACAUCCUCCGCCGCAGGCACGGGGCCAGAGAAGAAGCCCCCGGUGCCCCGCGCCCCGCGGGCCGCCUCUUCAACCACAGCGACCACCGCUUCCCGGAGCACAGCUCGCCCCGCCACAGCUCCCGAUGUCCGCAACGUCCGCUCCAAGAUCGGCUCUACGGACAACAUGAAGCACCAGCCCGGAGGAGGGAAGGUGCCUCCUUCCUCUCAGAGCAGGGGUUUCACCUCCAAAGAGAGCAGCCAGGGCAAAGUUCAGAUAGUCUCCAAAAAGCUGGACUUCAGCCACGUCACAUCUCGCUUGGGCUCCAAGGACAAUAUGAAGCAUGUUCCUGGUGGAGGGAAUGUGCAGAUUCUCAACAAGAAGGUGGACGUCAGUAAGGUGACGUCAAAGCUGGGCUCCAAGGACAACCUUAAGCACAAGCCUGGAGGCGGCGAUGUGAAGAUCGAGUCUCACAAAGUGAACUUUAGGGAAAAGGCUCAGUCCAAAGUGGGCUCCAUGGACAAUGUGAGCCAUUCACCUGGAGGAGGAAACAUCAAGGCUGAGGGGGCACAGGAGGCAACAGAGGGGAGUGGGGACCCCCUGAGUGGCAGCCCUGCCCCGGCCCCAGGCUCCGAGCCAGGGCAGGCUGGGGGCCCCGCUGCCCUGAAGAAUGGGUUGAAGGACGGGGCUCCCUGUCAUAGUGAGGGCCUCCAGGAGCCCCAGGCUCUGGACUCACACAUCCCAGAGACAAAUUGAGUCUUUCAAGCUCAACUUCCGCGAGAAUGCUCGCUCUCGCACGGACCACGGCGCUGACAUCGUCACCUGGCUAGCCCCACAGGACAACAACAGUAACAGACCCCACCCACACGGCUCCUCUUAUUCCCUACACACCAACUACCAACAACAACAACAGCAACCGACAACUCGUAGUGUCUCCCUCAUCGAGUCGCUGGCUUCGGUCGGCUGCGUCAGCUCCCCCUCCGCCCCCUCCUCGCUGCAGCUCCAGGUGGAGGUCCAGGGGGUCGACCGCAGCAGCUCCUUAAAGGGAUCGUGACCUUUGUGACCCCUCUUAAUAUCUCUAACCUGCUAUUGCUACAUUUUGACCCAUCGAGUAGUUCCAUCAUGCUUUUCCUCUCACACUGAUUGUGCGCCGUCACCCUCGCCCUGCUAGAUUUGGCUGAGUGACUGUGUAGACUGUGCCUGGUGAGAGGCGAAGGGGAAACGAGGGCACAGUAAGGUUUUCUCACAUUCUGGGUUUUUGCUUGGAUCCUCUUCACCCCACAGCCUUGUGGCAGACUGUGUUCUCCAUCACCCUCCCCCAGUAUCGUCCGCACCCACAGCAGCGUCAGCAGCAAAUCACUCAUCUACUAAACAGCAUGGAAACCCUGGCUUCUCUUUCCUUUGUGACUCUAGGGGCUGUUUGUUACCUGCAUCCACUUACUCUCUGCUUCAGUGACAUCAUAGUAACUCAUCUCACCGUCUCCUCUUCUCUCUCUUCAGCAACACUUACCAUAAACGCGCUGACAAACAAAAUAAAGCUAGACAACAUGUAGGCUGUUUAACUCUUUAUUCUCUGUGUUUGUGAUGAUGUGUUUGAGUGACACAAAUCGUGUAAAAAUGAGCUUCGGUGUUCUGCUCAUCUUAUUUCUUGCGUCUUUCUUUUUUUCCUUUCCUCCUCCUUCAUUGAUUUUAAAACAAAGUUGUAUUUAUUUAUAGUGUCUUCCUGCAUAAGCAAUACAACGGGCAGUCGUUUUUUUUUGUCUCAUCAGAAAAUCUUGGAAACACGCACAGGUUUUUCUAAACCAAGACACACAGUGACGAAAUAGAUUCAGAGGGGGAGAGGAUGUUGAAAAAGCAGGCGUGGCUAGAAGCGUGAAAAGGGUUGUUUUUUUAUUAAUGGCAAAAUAGCAAGAAGCCUGUAACCUGAACGUUUCUGAAACGUAAUAGAGGAAGAUGAAGUUCAGUCUGCAGCCCAAAUGUGGAUGAGGAAAUAUGAAAUAUGUCUGAAGUCGAAGGAGCUGUGUGUAUCGUAUGUGCCUCCUGUCAUUUUGAAGUACAGCGAAUGAGGCUGACCCAGGCUCUGACCUAAAACUGCCCAGAGGGAGUGAAAGGAAAUGCCAGGAGAAACCUGGUGCUGCUGUUAAAAGGAAAUCCUGUAAGUGACCCUUUCCUGAUAGUGCUUCUUGUCCCAUUCAGGUGUGUGAGGAUCAUGGUAGCAUGUUAUUUGGCUAAAGCUUCAGCUGACACUCCUGUGUCCUGUUGGAACAGCAGCGGGGACGAUGUGGCUUUAUCCUCUUCUAUUGUAGCAAUGUAAUCAAAUGUUGCCUUUGUAAUGCAUGGCCAGAUAAUAUGACUCUAGGUUAAAGGCUGAUGUCCAUUAUGAAAGUGUUGUGGUUUGGUCAAUUAGUGUCGAGAUUAGCUGAUUUAUGUUUUAAAGGAAACAGAGAGGAAGAACCAGUUUGUAAUCUUUGUUUCCCCUUUUUAAAAUCAUGAUUGAAUUUCACAGCUGACCACAGAUUUGUAUGCACCAACUCCGUGGCUCAAACACACACACAGGUCAGCCACUGUCAGGAUUUAAAGAGGGUUUCUUUUGUUUGUUUGUUUGCUCUUUUGGCUUCGUCAAACUGAUUCUGUCAGCAGUCGUUAAAGUAAUAUAACAAGGGCUGGGUAUCAUCUGAAACUGAUACCAUACAUCUAACUGACUGGCAAAUGAAAAUAUGAUAGAUCAAAACAUUAUCUCAUAAAGUUAGGAUGGGGAACGUGUUAGCAAACGUAGCAUGCCCUUUUCAGUCCAUGUAAUACAUCUUACCUUAAUAAAAGAACAGCAUUUUCUUUUUAUCUCCGACUCAACCAACUCUUUAGCUGCUACAUGCUACAGUUAACGGCUAGCUUUUAUCACCACUCAGCUGCUAACUGUACUUGCCUCCCAUCUGGUGCUUUUUUUAAAACUGCAAACAGCUGUCUGCUGUUGUGUCUGAAAACAGGGUUCAUGACAAUGAAGUAAAACAGCAAAGUUCCAAAUUAUAAAACCAAAACAAUGCGUUGAAAGAAGCUAACAAGCUUCUGGUAGCUAGCAGUAGCUACCAUGUUUGAAAAUGUUACCUCACUAGCAUGAGAGGUUUGUUUGUACUUCUCUGUUGAUAUCACAAUAAGAAAUAGUGCUGUUAAUCCUUUUGGCCACAAUAAUCUAAGCUAACAUUGUGACGCCGCGAGGUGAAACUCAUCGUGUAACUGCCAAAAUGUUUGAGGUAUACCCGACAGUUUUCUGAAGAACAGUACUUACGUUUGAACUACUCACACAGUUGUUUCCAGUCUGUGUUUGCAAAGUCAUUGUUUUUGUCAAAUGUAGCAAAAUUCCCAAAAAGCAAAAUGCAAAUUCAGCUUCAUUAGGCUCUUCCUAGCAAUAGCAUCCAACUACAGAAACACAGAGGUUUUCAGUGCAAGCUGACAGUAAAAUCAGUGAUUUGUAGAAAAGCUCUGAUGCCAUUAAUUAGCACCUUAAAGCUUGAGUGUAUCAGCGAGGGUUGACUUAUGGAGUGGAAAUAAUGAGGAAUAAGUGAUCCUUCAUUCUGAGUGAGCUUUUGCAGUAGUGUGAAUGCCCAUGCCCUCUCUCUUCUUCUUCAGCUGUUAAUUGAUGUAGUCAUUGCUAAUUUUUAACAGAAGUACAGGGACGGGAAGUCAACCAAUGUCUUUGGAAUUGUCUUUGGGAAUGUUUCACAUGCAGAUGGUGGCGCAUUAAUAAAAGCUGUCAUCAAGCAGUUGAAUUGCUUUGUUUGCGCCGCAGCAGCUGUCUUCUAGCAAAAAGCUUCCUUGUGCCUGUCCCAACUUCUUCUAGCUUUGCUUUUCUCCCAGAGUUUCUACUUACCAGUACACAGGUGUACAGAUGUGCUCUGUAGUCCUCUUCAUGGCCCCUAAAAUAUCCGAAGUAACCAAAGUAGAUACCAAGCAGGGUUGGUUGGUGGGGAGUUUUCCAAGUACCCUUAAAGGAGCAUCAUAACUAUUAUGGCUGUUUUUAAGAAAUGCAAAAAUAAAAAGGUCUACCUGUUUUUAUUGAAAGGGGCCACCGAAGUAAAGAAUGUCUUUUGAGAUAUAAGUGCAGUAAAGACACAACGUAUGCACUCCUGUAGCUCUGUGGGGGCGUGCUUGUCUGAUUGGAGGGUGUAAAAUAUCAAAUUUGUCACAGCCCCUUUUACAGACUGCAUCUCGCCCAGAAUUGCGACUCCCAGUGCAGCACUUCUUCAAGUCUUUCAAAUAUCAUUGCAGCUGAUUUUAUUUGGAGUUGUGGCAGCAGCUCGAUUUAGAAACAUUGAACAGGAAACGUAUAUAUGCUUAAUUAUUUAAUUAACUGCAGCCUUUUUAACAAAAUGUAUAGUGCACGCACAUGUAUGUCUGCACACUAUGAAAUUAUGCUUGCAAGCCCAGUCCUAAGAGAUGAGAAACAUUUCUGUAAGCAUACAGUGACCUCUGCAGGUUCAUAUAAUAAAAGAAUAAAGCUAAAUGGGAAUGAAGCUAAUGCACCUGAAUCACAUGCCACUGCAUAACAGUGGGCAGAUAGGUCCACAUACAGGCCUGUCAUUUGGACAUUCUGCAUAUCAAAGCCUAUUAGCCGCUCUGUUACGGCACUCAGAGGGCAGAGACCCUAAAACGUUCUUAUUUGAGGCUGAGAAAAUGAACCGUAGCUAACAUUUUGGCUUAUUUAAUAAAAGCUCCUCUGAAAUCUGUCCAAGGAGCCUCGUAGUGCUUCAUCGAACGCUGCCACACUCACACCUGACAUGCAAGUGUAACACUAGCUAACGAACACCUACUGUACCUGCAGAGCAUGCUGAAAAACUAUGGGAUGUGUUAGGUAGACUUACUCUGUCAUUUGAAGAACCUCCUUGUUUUUGUUUUUUGCGUGUGUGUGUGUUUUUCAUAAUUUGAAUUUUAUUUUUCGGUUUGGAAAAAAAUUUAUUGUGAUUACUUGUUAAUUAGUGAUGUGAUAAUUAAACAAAUAAAUUGGACUAAAACUCA
Molecule: messenger RNA, 8196 nt
Organism: Pundamilia nyererei
Lineage: Eukaryota; Metazoa; Chordata; Actinopteri; Cichliformes; Cichlidae
Product: microtubule-associated protein 4-like
Exons: 12
Coding region: 214-3942 (1242 amino acids)
Biological process (GO): microtubule cytoskeleton organization; neuron projection development
Cellular component (GO): neuron projection
Molecular function (GO): microtubule binding
Source: RefSeq, a predicted model, not a curated record